Messenger RNA from Silurus meridionalis, 3191 nucleotides. RefSeq names its product Transmembrane protein 150A-like. The transcript has 8 exons. The record is from RefSeq and is a predicted model, not a curated record. Lineage: Eukaryota; Metazoa; Chordata; Actinopteri; Siluriformes; Siluridae. The coding region runs from base 372 to 1199 and encodes 275 amino acids.
AGGAGCACAGCAGCGCGCACAGCACCGCGCAGCAGCGCCACACAGCCGUAGCCUGGAGCCGAGCUGCAUCUCCGUGAAGCUCUCUCUCUUAUACACUCAUACACUCACAUACACACCACAGGACAAGCGGUUUACACAUGCGGGAAAAAACGGUUAACAAAAGCGCAGGAUUCCUGAGUGUUUGACUCUAACCUGCGCUCCCGAUCCGAUCAUCUCACAUUCAGGAAAUACUGCAAAGGUGGAAGAGAAGCGGCUGCUGGACCUCACCGAGAGGGACAAGGGUUUCUGGUAUCGAUGAUGAACCCAGCCAUAAAGUGAGAUGUGAUUGUUGAUGAGGCCGAGGUGCGAGGCUGGAGAUCCAGGCAGAGGGCAUGAUGGUCAUGUCAGGGUGGAUGAUUCUGCCCAUCAGCCUGCCCGUCCUCACCAUCACCGGCAUCUGGGUUGUGUAUGCCAUGGCCCUUAAUAACCAGCAUGUUUGUCCUGUGGAUAACUGGUUAUAUAAUCAGUCAUGUGAGGAAGAUCUGCCCAUGCAGAGGGGACCAACGCUAUGCUGUACUCUGGACAAUGUGCCUCUAAUCAGUAAGUGUGGCACACUACCUCCAGAGAGCUGCUUCUUCAGCCUUAUCUGUAGCACAGGAUCCUUCAUGGUGAUGGUGAUAGUUUUGCUGCAUUAUGCUCAUGUUAUUGAAAGGCGCCAGAACUGUGUGUUAAACACAGCAAGCCUCUCCACUGGCUGGAUCUGCUCUGUAGGGCUCAUCAUGGUGGGCAACUUUCAGGUAGAUAAUGCAAAAGUGUUGCACUACGUUGGGGCCGGCGUAGCUUUUCCCACCAGCGUACUGUUUGUGAGUGUGCAGUCUGCACUCACUUAUAAACUUGCCAAAACUCAGGGUGAGUACAAUAUGGGCCAUCUGCGUCUCAUCAUGACCCUGCUGGCCUUCAUAGCCCUGGUGCUAAGUGGAGUUUUUUUCGUCCAAGAGAGUUUUGUCCUGCAGCAUGCCUCAGCCAUCUUCGAAUGGGUCUUCUGUGUCAUCAUCAUGCUAUUUUAUGGCACAUUUGCCUUUGAAUUUGCCAGUAUCUCCAGUAACACCAUGAUGGUCCUGGCAAGAGGAGGAGCCUUAGGUAGCAACAGCCAAGAUCACAAAAUGGAGUCCCUUAGUGGAACGAGUCAGCACCAGCCUGAGAACAUGUCCAUGCUUUAACCUCAUGGAGGGGGAGUUGGCAAAGGCCUAUGCAACUCUCUCUCUUUCCCUGUUUUUUAUACACAUACAAGUACAGUAGGGUACAGAGGAAAUCUGGCUUACUUCUGUUCUUACUUUUGCCAAAGGACUUGCACACAUUUUUGCACAUUGUUGAGACCAAAUAAUUGUUAAUCUUCGGUGUCAUUAUUUUUCUAGCCCAUAAACAGAAUAGCUGUAAUGUCUAAAAAAGCAGUGUUAUAUAGACUAUGUGGACUAAUGUGGGAUGUCUAGAGGCUUUGUGAAUGUUUUGGGUAAUGGAAUUGUGUCGAUGCAGCCUGUAAUAAUGUAAUAAUGUUAGUAGUCAGUAACACAUUCCUCUAAGCUUGGCUGGCCACUGACACAAUUCAGUGCCAAUUCGAGUUCUUUCAUGACAAAACCAGAAAUGUUGAAACAAACAACUAAAUUUAUUUUUGCCUUUUAUAUUUGACUAUAUUUCCUAUAUCUAUGCCUUUUAGUUACCUUUGAUAUUCUCAAGCAGGGGUGGUUUUUGCUUUUUGCUCAUUGCAUAUUCUGUUCAGGGCGACUAUCAUUACCAUUGUGCCUUAUCAAACGGGGCCAAGCAAAGCUGUCUAAUAGACACCAUGAAUAAUCUUCACUUCUGUGUUGUUUAUUAUACUGUCAGGGACCACAGUCCAAGGUUUUAGAAGUGUACUUUGUUUUGUACUAUAGAUGUUUCAGAGGAAUGUCAAUAUGUCCAGCAAAAAGUAACUUUACACUUAUGCAGAGCAUUCCCAUAUUUGCUGUAUAUGUGACUUGUUGGUUUGUAAAUGUGAUUAUAUUCUUGCUCAUCUCUGUGCCCAAGGCCAGUAUAUUGAGAUGUGUGGACUGGGAUGUUUGGUGUUUCUGUUUGAUUUGAUUAUGGGUCAGUUUACAUUUCCUGCCAGUGUGGUUCUGAAACUAUUCCAGUUUAAUGGGAACAAUAUAGAUUUUACUUAUCAGAUAUACCAGGUCCUGUUUCGUAUAAAUUUCUCAAAUUGUUAAAAAAAAAAAAAAUGUUUUCACUUCCAGGUGAAAUUUCCUUAAGGUGUUAAAUGUGGUUAAUAAAUUAAUUUAAUUGUCAGCUUAAUCAGAACUAAUCCUGUUACUAUGAUCAUAAAUGCACAUGUCACAAAAAUUCUGGUUUUAUAGUCUGACUUGCAGCAGGACUGCAAGUAAAUCUAUUACACAAAAAGCCAUUUUUUAUGUUGAAUGCUGAUUUAAGUGCCAUUACACAGAAAAUCGUGUUACUCCUUCACUGGUUACAUUCAUAGCAUCUGUACAAUUGCUCCAUGUCUUUAUCAACCAAGGGCAAGUCUCGAAAUCUUUGUUUCCAGUUGUGCUUGUUAAACUUUCUAGUCAAAUCCUCAGGAAAAUCUGUUACACCAGCUUGGAGUCUGCUUUUAAUAAAAUUCAGUUGAUUGAGUAUUAAUUGUUGAGUGAAAGUUUUACAGUAAAACUGGCAUACGCUUGAAGCAUAUUUGUCAUGUAAAGUGGACUUUAAGUAUUAAGUAUCUGAUUUGGAAAAUCAGUGGAAUUUCCACUUUUAUGGUCUGUGAGUUCCAUGCAACCAUUUCCAUGUUCAUGGCUUUAAACAUACAGUACCUCUAAUAAAUUUUUGCUUAUCCUCACCCUGUCCAAUACAGGGAGAAAAUCAGAUGGCUAUUGCUUAACUUCGUCCACUUCCUGAGCUAUUGCUUCAACAAAUACAUUCAAAAUCCACUAACACAGACAGCAAGUACAAAUAUACAACCUCAGUGCACUUGUGCAACUACACAGUAUGUCAAAAAUGCGUGUUAAGUUAAAAAAAAAAAGAAAAAACAAAAUAUAUGCUGGCUAUUAAAGGGCACCUUUCUGUGCCUUUUUAAACCAAAGACUGAUUUUUGAGAUAAAAUGAAGAUUAUGUUUUAUUGUACUGUAUAUUUGCCUUUAAGCUGAGCAAAAAUAAAGCAAAAUUUAAAGAAGCUGUUGACGAAG